Messenger RNA from Lampris incognitus (smalleye Pacific opah), 879 nucleotides. Its product is annotated as hematopoietic progenitor cell antigen CD34. Gene Ontology annotation, biological process: cell adhesion. Gene Ontology annotation, cellular component: membrane. The coding region runs from base 1 to 879 and encodes 292 amino acids. The record is from RefSeq and is a predicted model, not a curated record. The transcript is spliced from 7 exons. Lineage: Eukaryota; Metazoa; Chordata; Actinopteri; Lampriformes; Lampridae.
AUGAUUCCAGUGACAACUAAUGCUGAUGAGCUAGAGACAUCAGAAGACCAGAUCGUUGUUUUUCCAACUUUGGGCUUUCUAGACCUGGCUGACGAAACAAGAGUACAUCCAUCCUCAGUGGCAGAAGAAGUAGGAGCGGUAGACUCAGAGGAAGUGGACAACCAGGCCCCCGACUUUACCGUUCAGGUACUGACAGAAGGGCCCCUUGUCGUUGACCCGCAGACCGCGGCCCCUCUGCCCGCCAGGGGCGAUGGACCCGUCAACAUCCCAGAGCCUAUUCCACAAGCUGACGUCAUCUGUGUCACCAAAGAGGCCGUCCAGGACAAAGAUGCCGUCAGCCUGAGACUCAAAUCCUCCUCCAACUGCGAAGACACCAGAUCUAAGAUUGCUAGUGUUCUGGAGGAGCUGUGUGGGGAGGACUGUAAGCUGGAUGUCUUCCAAGAGGACAACUCCAAUGAAAUCAUUGUGUCUGGACAGUAUGUGGAGGCUGAUGCAGCAGGUAUGGCUGAGAAGUUCAGCAACGACAACAUCAAAGAUAAGAUUGACUUGGAAGAUGCUGUUCCUCGCUGGGGGAAGAGCAGUAAGUUGGUACUGGUUUCCCUGCUGUUGACCGGCCUGUUGCUGGCUGCACUACUUGUAGCUGGAUACUACCUGAAGACUCACCGCAAGAGCUCCAAGGGUGUCCGACUGGCUGAGUCUUUUCAGGUGGAUGAGGAGAACCAGGCCAACACCCUUGUGUCUGUGGCCCCGCUACCCCAGGAACCCCUCGACAAGCCCACCACCAAUGGGGAAUCUCCACCGGAGAACGGGACGAACCCCGCACCCUCCACCAAUGGUCACUCUACCACCCAGAUUCCUGUGGCCGACACAGAGAUGUGA